AUAUCGAUAACCAGCGAGACUACGCGGACCAGGCUGAUAGGAAAUAACCAAAUCACUGGUUAAUCCCCCCGCAGACCCCAAGAGGAAAUCUUGUUUAUGAUUUUUGGACUGGCGGAUGGACGAGCAAUCCGAGUCUGAAGAAUCCUCACUCGACGCGGAAGAAUGGGAAAGAAGAAUAAAAGGACGAUUAAAGGGCUCCGACCCGAGGUUGGCCACAUGCCGCGGGAAGCUCCAGAACAAGAGGUCCAAGCUGAAUCAAGAAAUUAACAAAGAAUUAAGGCUUCGUGCCGGCGCUGAAAACCUUUACAAAGCUACGACGAACCGCAAGUUGAAGGAGACGGUCGCCCUCGAGCUAAGCUUCGUCAACUCGAACCUACAGCUUUUAAAGGAGCAGCUCGCCGAACUCAACUCCUCCGUCGAGAUAUACCAAGGAGAAAGUUCUGAGCCGGUCAUGCCGAUGAUACCUUUGGGCCUCAAGGAAACGAAGGAAAUCGAUUUCACGGAACCUUUCAAAGAUUUCAUUUUGGAACACUACAGCGAAGACGGAAAUAAAUACAACAAGGCCAUACAAGAAUUUAUGGACUUGCGCCAGUCGAUGCGUUGCCCAAGAAGAGAUGAAUCAGGAAUAGAGCUGCUUUAUCAGUAUUAUAACCAACUUUACUUCGUCGAAAGAAGAUUUUUCAGCCCGGACCGCAAUCUAGGAAUAUACUUCGAAUGGUACGACAGUUUCACCGGUGUACCUUCAUGCCAGAGGACUGUAGCCUUCGAGAAGGCGUGCGUUCUAUUCAACAUAGCCGCACUUUACACCCAGCUUGGUGCGAGGCAGAACCGUGCUUGCGCCAAGGGGCUUGACAAAGCCGUCCAAUACUUCAACACGGCGGCCGGCACUCUUGCAUACAUCAGGGAGAACUUCACCAAAGGGCCGAGCGUCGACCUGUCAGCACCAAUGUUCCAGGCCAUCGAGAGUCUCAUGUCUGCUCAGGCUCGCGAGUGCCUGUUUGAAAAACUGGUUCUCCAAUCGAAGCAGAGACGGGAUGCCGAGACGAACUUCGAUCUUGCCCUAGAAGCGCAGGAGGUGUCCAAAACAUACGACUCCGUCAAAAAGUCAAUGCAGACUGAAAUCGAGGACUAUCUGCCUUAUUCAUGGUCGGCCUUGGUCUCCUCGAAAAUCCACCAUUAUUCCGCUUUGAGCAAAUCUAGAGCAAGCAACUGCCUCGUGUCUUCAAACCCGAAAGGCGAUCUUCUUGUCAAACUGUCCGACGGCCUUUCAGAUUAUGGGAAGAAAGAUCAGUACAAAAUUUUAAGGGUGGCUUAUCUGCAAAAAGCUAUUUUCUACCAUGAAGAAUCAGCGAGAGUACAACGCAUGUGUAGAGAAUUGAGGACCAAAAGUGGACUAACACAGGUGAUUGAACGGUCAUUACGUGCGAGUGAGGAGGCUUUCCUCUCAGACUCCCCAACAACGCUCAGCGACCUUGUAGAGCCUCCGGAGAUUCCAGGUACUGGGAAAUGUGAACUAAGGCCAUCCGGUCCUGAUUUGGGCCGGGUCAGCGCCAGCGACCUCUUCAGUGACUUGGGACCUCUCGCAGUCUUCUCUGCACUUACUUCUUGGUCACCGCCAAGACAGGUGACUCUGCAGCAGCCCAGUACUGGGCAUCACACUGGUUAUGGUUUCACGAUAACGACCGACACUCCUGUACUCGUCUCCUCCCUUCAGCCGAACUCACUAGCACAGAUGGCUGGUAUGAAAGAGGGUGAUUUCAUCGUCGAAGUGAAUGAAAUCGAUGUCAAAUGGUCAACUCAUGAACAGGUCGUCACUCUCAUCAAAGCAUCAAAAGAAAAGCUCACUCUUAAAAUAGUAACUCCUGGGGCCAGUAAAGUAUCCAGAAACCGAAGGAAGGAAGUACAGAACAUGGUGAGGCCGGGAAAAGCCGCCGACCAAAAAGAGGAAAAAGGUGAAAAACGAAUUUGGAACCCGUUCAGAAAGCCUCAGACUGAGAAAAACACCAUCUCCCGAUGAUGAUCGCUUUCAAAUCACGAUGACCUGACAUUUAAGUGUAUGAAUGGGUGCAAUAUCAAAACAUGAUACUCAAUCUGAAUAUUUGAGUUGUUUUAUAAUCCUUUCAUUGCAACUAUAAACAGACAAAAAAAAUAUUCUCCCCCCUCCAAAGUAUUUUUAUAGUAAAAACCUAUGUAUUAAAUGAUUUGUAUUUAUUUAUAAAAUAAAUUGGUACUGGAAUUGCUAAGAAUUGUGAACUUGGUGAAUUGUUAUUGGCGCCUGGUUAUUUUUCUUUUAUGUUUAAAUCUUCAAAUUGUACAUUUUGUGUAUAUUACGUUGGCAGAUGAACGGGACAAAAAUCAAGAGAGAAACUGCACGAUGAUUAUUUUUUCUUGUAGAGCUGUGGUUUAUAACGGACACUUUCCUCUCCUAUCCUGCCAAAUUAUAGAGGUUAUUGUAUUUUGUAAAAUGAUCGUCAAAAUUAUAACAUUUUUAAUAUUGGCA
This is a messenger RNA of Cimex lectularius (bed bug), 2500 nucleotides long. RefSeq names its product rhophilin-2 (gene Rhp). Gene Ontology annotation, molecular function: protein binding. Gene Ontology annotation, biological process: negative regulation of stress fiber assembly; signal transduction. NCBI's taxonomy places the organism in Eukaryota, Metazoa, Arthropoda, Insecta, Hemiptera, Cimicidae. Bases 116 to 2017 code for a protein of 633 amino acids. The record is from RefSeq and is a predicted model, not a curated record. The transcript has 12 exons.